Gigantopelta aegis is the source of this 1529-nucleotide messenger RNA. Its product is annotated as noggin-2-like. Gene Ontology annotation, biological process: dorsal/ventral pattern formation; negative regulation of cell differentiation; negative regulation of BMP signaling pathway. The coding region runs from base 397 to 1119 and encodes 240 amino acids. The transcript is spliced from 2 exons. The record is from RefSeq and is a predicted model, not a curated record. NCBI's taxonomy places the organism in Eukaryota, Metazoa, Mollusca, Gastropoda, Neomphalida, Peltospiridae.
CGCGAGGGCUGCUAUUGUGGUUUAACGCUACCUUCAGACCUAGUACACAGACCUAUAGCUAUAUAUGAUUGUGUUUCAGCGAUUUACGCUACCUCAUACCUUAGCUGUAUGUGUUCUGCGAUUUUACCUGGUCGCUCGUUAGGUAUAUAGUGAAAAACCCCACAACUAAAACAACAAGAAAAAAAGAAAAAAAAAAGAAAAGAAAAAAGAACAGCAAAAAACCUGAAAACAACUUGAUGUUAAUUCUGGAGUUAUAGCAGGCAAUGGUUUAUAUUCUUGUCAAGUGUUCCGCCAUUCGUAGCAACACCCGUGACGUGUGAUACAUGGUUGAUAAUACAGGAAGCGAAAAUGAUGCUCGUUUGCUCAUAUUUUAUGCGAAUCGUGAGCUGAUUCGUCAUGUGGUGGAAACACGGGGUUCUCCUCUUCUAUCUCGGUGUACUCCGCAGCUGUAGAGGCUCGCAGCUUUAUUUCCAGCUUCUCCAAGCAGAAGACACCCCCUCCGAGAAGUCCCUUUAUCACCGCGAGGGCACGCGCCCCUACCCCUCCGACAGACUCCCUAUUGAUGGGAUCAUGGAGAGCCCUGACAAAUACUACGACCCCAGGCCAGGGGAAUUAAACAAGAAAAAACUGAGAAAGAUCCUUGGAGACAGAUUUGAUUCCGAUUUUAUGUCUGUGAAACAUCCUAAGUCUAAAAACGGUUCCUUGGAGUUUAAAUUCCGAAACGGGAGACCCGUCGGUAAGAGGCCGUCAUUUCUCCGUCUGAUCAGGACGUUAAAACUGAGGAAUGGACCCACGCUGAAAUUAAAGGUGGGGAAAAAGAACAGAAGAAAGUUUCAGAAAUUUCUGUGGAGUUACUCGUACUGUCCCGUGAAAUACGUGUGGAGGGAUUUAGGGAGGCGGUUCUGGCCUCGGUGGAUUAAAGACGGGCUGUGCUCGAGGGAGCGGUCGUGCUCCGUGCCCCCGGGCAUGUUUUGUAAACCAAGCAACUCUACAACAAAAACAAUUCUGCGGUGGCACUGUCCAAAAUGGCGGAGAAGAGUUGCGUGUAAAUGGAUACAAAUUCAGUACCCGAUUAUAACGGAGUGCGCAUGCUCUUGUCAUGGAAACGAUGAUGACUAAAUACUAUUAACACUGGAUAGCACAAAACUCCCCAAAAAACUACAAAACAACCAAAUCAACCAAACUGCUAAAUCCUAUUCUUACGAGUGGUGCACAUUGACUCUUUAAUGCUAAUGAAAAGGACAUUGCUUAUGAAUAUUAAUUUAAGCUAGCAUUAUUUAUGAAUAUUAAGUAGCAGGCAUGGCUCAUCGUGAUCCAUAUAAUAAAUGUCAACUUUAACUGGUACCGAUGUUGUCUCAUUGCAGGUUGUGGUGCGAUAGCCAACAAGGGUAACGGUCUAUGUGGACGGUGUUCCAGCUAUUUCUUUCAAAUGGCAAAGAAACAUAUUCUGUUGUUGAUUGUUACGAGAACAUUAAUUUAUUGUUGUUUGUUUAAACAUUUUGUAAAUAGACUGUCAUUAUUAUGCAAAA